Molecule: messenger RNA, 2276 nt
Organism: Eubalaena glacialis (North Atlantic right whale)
Lineage: Eukaryota; Metazoa; Chordata; Mammalia; Artiodactyla; Balaenidae
Gene: FOXP2
Product: forkhead box P2
Exons: 18
Coding region: 72-2276 (734 amino acids)
Biological process (GO): regulation of transcription by RNA polymerase II
Cellular component (GO): nucleus
Molecular function (GO): RNA polymerase II cis-regulatory region sequence-specific DNA binding; DNA-binding transcription repressor activity, RNA polymerase II-specific
Source: RefSeq, a predicted model, not a curated record
GUUCUUACCGCAAACACCAACAGCUUUUUCCUCUGACCAGUUUGACAUUCUUCACCUUCAGGUAUUAAGUCAUGAUGCAGGAAUCUGCGACAGAGACAAUAAGCAACAGUUCAAUGAAUCAAAAUGGAAUGAGCACUCUGAGCAGCCAAUUAGAUGCUGGCAGCAGAGAUGGAAGAUCAAGUGGUGACACCAGCUCUGAAGUAAGCACAGUAGAACUGCUGCAUCUGCAACAACAGCAGGCUCUCCAAGCAGCAAGACAACUUCUCUUACAGCAGCAAACAAGUGGAUUGAAAUCUCCUAAGAGCAGUGACAAACAGAGACCACUGCAGGAAUUGCUUCCAGAAACAAAAUUAUGUGUCUGUGGCCACUCUUCUGGUGAUGGGCAUCCUCACAACACAUUUGCAGUGCCUGUGUCGGUGGCCAUGAUGACUCCCCAGGUGAUCACCCCUCAGCAAAUGCAGCAGAUCCUUCAGCAGCAAGUCCUGUCUCCUCAGCAGCUCCAAGCCCUCCUCCAGCAGCAGCAGGCAGUCAUGCUGCAGCAGCAACAACUGCAAGAGUUUUACAAGAAACAGCAAGAGCAGUUACAUCUUCAGCUUUUGCAGCAGCAGCAACAGCAGCAGCAGCAGCAGCAGCAGCAACAGCAGCAGCAACAGCAGCAGCAACAGCAGCAGCAGCAACAGCAGCAGCAACAGCAGCAGCAGCAGCCACAGCAUCCUGGAAAGCAAGCGAAAGAGCAGCAGCAGCAGCAGCAGCAGUUGGCGGCCCAGCAGCUUGUCUUCCAGCAGCAGCUCCUCCAGAUGCAGCAACUCCAGCAGCAGCAGCAUCUGCUCAGCCUUCAGCGUCAGGGACUCAUCUCCAUCCCACCUGGCCAGGCGGCCCUUCCUGUCCAGUCGCUGCCUCAAGCUGGCUUAAGUCCUGCUGAGAUUCAGCAGUUAUGGAAAGAAGUGACUGGAGUUCACAGUAUGGAAGACAACGGCAUUAAGCAUGGAGGGCUAGACCUCACUACUAACAAUUCCUCCUCGACUACCUCCCCCACCGCUUCCAAAGCGUCACCACCAAUAACCCAUCACUCCAUGGUGAAUGGACAGUCUUCAGUUCUAAAUGCAAGGCGAGACAGCUCAUCACAUGAGGAGACUGGGGCCUCUCACACUCUCUACGGCCAUGGAGUUUGCAAAUGGCCAGGCUGUGAAAGCAUUUGUGAAGACUUUGGACAGUUUUUAAAGCACCUUAACAACGAACAUGCAUUGGACGACAGAAGCACUGCCCAGUGUCGAGUGCAAAUGCAGGUGGUGCAGCAGUUAGAAAUACAGCUUUCUAAAGAACGCGAACGUCUUCAAGCAAUGAUGACCCACUUGCACAUGCGACCCUCAGAGCCCAAACCAUCUCCCAAACCUCUAAAUCUGGUGUCUAGUGUCACCAUGUCGAAGAACAUGUUGGAGACAUCCCCACAGAGCUUACCUCAAACCCCUACCACACCAACGGCCCCAGUCACCCCGAUUACCCAGGGACCCUCAGUAAUCACCCCAGCCAGUGUGCCCAAUGUGGGAGCCAUACGAAGGCGACAUUCAGACAAAUACAACAUUCCCAUGUCAUCAGAGAUUGCCCCAAACUACGAGUUUUAUAAAAAUGCAGAUGUCAGACCUCCAUUUACUUAUGCAACUCUCAUAAGGCAGGCUAUCAUGGAGUCAUCUGACAGGCAGUUAACACUUAAUGAAAUUUACAGCUGGUUUACACGGACAUUUGCUUACUUCAGGCGGAAUGCAGCAACUUGGAAGAAUGCAGUACGUCAUAAUCUUAGCCUGCACAAGUGUUUUGUUCGAGUAGAAAAUGUUAAAGGAGCAGUGUGGACCGUGGAUGAAGUAGAAUACCAGAAGCGAAGGUCACAGAAGAUAACAGGAAGCCCAACCUUAGUAAAAAAUAUACCUACCAGUUUAGGCUAUGGAGCAGCUCUGAAUGCCAGCUUGCAGGCUGCCUUGGCAGAGAGCAGUUUACCUUUGCUAAGUAACCCUGGACUGAUCAAUAACACCUCCAGCGGCCUGCUGCAGGCUGUCCACGAAGACCUCAAUGGUUCCCUGGAUCACAUCGACAGCAAUGGGAACAGCAGCCCGGGCUGCUCACCUCAGCCGCACAUACAUUCAAUUCACGUCAAGGAAGAGCCAGUGAUUGCCGAGGAUGAAGACUGCCCAAUGUCCUUAGUGACAACAGCAAAUCACAGUCCAGAACUAGAAGAUGACAGAGAGAUUGAAGAAGAGCCUUUAUCUGAAGAUCUGGAAUGA